CUAUCCUAAGAACAAGCAGUUUUCCCCAACUUGGCUAGGUGCAUGUCAAAACCGACGGCGCAAAAAUGACUACCUCGGCGGAAUACAAGCAAUUUCUGGCAGAACAGAUUCUGACCGAGGACAAGGUGAUUACCUAUCGAUAUCUUGGCCGAUCCCUUGGGGUGCGAUUAAAUGUCGCCAAGCAAAUGCUCUACGAGUUUCACAAGUCGCAAAAUGAACGGAAACCAGGUACCAUUCAUGCGACUUAUCUCGUAUACGGAGUCAAACCAAAUGAUGAUUCCCUUCAUGGCCGGUCGCAGCCGGAUGGGGACAUUGAGAUGGCGAGCUCCAUGCCCGAGGUUGAAGAAACUUCGGAGCAGGUCCCAGUAUUUACCGUCACUCUGGUGAAGGAAGAAAACCUUGAGGACUGCCUGGCGCAGUAUGAACAAGUGACCUCCAUUCACGUAUACAGCAUAGGGAGGCAUCCCAUGAGCGACCCGCAACUCCUAUCGGACGCAGCUCAGCAAGUCCUCCAGAUCGCGUCCACCGACGACCCCCUUGAGCUGAACAGAAAACUCGGCAACAUCAGCAACUCUCAAGUGCGGCGGCGAGACCGGAAGGGCUUAGCGAUCCCUCCACCAGCCACUGUAAAGUCGGAACCGAAGCCCAGCCAACCGGUAAAAGCAGAGGCUCCGAAACCCCAGGGAAUGUUCGGAAAGUCAAAUGUGCCAGCCAAAGACGAGUCCAAGUCACAGGCCACCUCAUCUGCAAAAUCAUCACAAGCAGCUUCUGCGGCCUCUACGCAGAGCGACAGCAAGAAACCUCCACCGUCUAUGAAGCGGGGCGGCUCCGGCGGUUUGAUGCAGGCCUUUGCAAAGGCCAAGCCCAAGAAGAAGGCCGAGGUGGCUGUGCCAUCUCAGGCCGAUACUGCCAUGUCGGAUGAUGGAGAGGAUGAUUCGGAAGCCGUGCCUGCGCCGAAAAACGCAGAGCCUGCCGACGUGGCCGCUGGCCGGAAGACACGAAAGGAGCGAGAGGAGGAGCUGAAGCGCAUGAUGGAAGAGGACGAUGACGAUGUGGAAGAAGAGAAAGAGCGGGAAGACACUCCAAUGGAGGAGCCAGAGGAGGAGCCAGAGGAAGCGCCUGUUCCCGAGGCCCCCAAGGAGUCUGAAGAGCCAGCAGAAGUCGUCUCGGCUAGUACCGGAGACGGCCGGAGGCGUGGUAGGAAGCGUGUCAUGCGCAAGAAGCAAGUUAUGGACGAUCAGGGCUACCUCGUAACCAUUCAAGAGGCGGCCUGGGAGUCUUUCUCCGAGGAUGAUACCCCUUCCAGUUCUGCAAAGCAAGCAAAACCAGUUGUGGCUGUGCAGGCCACAGCAUCUGCUGCAAAAGGCAAAAAAGCUGGAGCAAAAGGGCAAGGUAACAUCAUGUCAUUCUUUUCGAAGAAAUGAUUCGAUGAAAGUGGUACCUAGGUUACUUUGGUGUUUGGGCAGCCUGUGAUUCUGAUGUAUUUCCAUGGUACUGAGACAUUCAAGGGGUUAAUGGCUAAUUAUCACGAAGAAUCUCAAGAGUCUCCGGCCAUUUGACGUAUUGAGAAUAUCCGUUUGAAAGGAAUAGUCUUUCUCACCUUGAGUUUCUUUUUUCUUUUUUCUUUCUUUUUUUUUUUUUUUUUUUUUUUUCGUACAAUAUACUGUA
Messenger RNA from Pyricularia grisea, 1668 nucleotides. RefSeq lists its product as uncharacterized. Gene Ontology annotation, molecular function: DNA-directed DNA polymerase activity. The transcript is spliced from 5 exons. The record is from RefSeq and is a predicted model, not a curated record. Bases 66 to 1424 code for a protein of 452 amino acids. Gene Ontology annotation, biological process: DNA strand elongation involved in DNA replication; DNA synthesis involved in UV-damage excision repair; nucleotide-excision repair, DNA gap filling. Lineage: Eukaryota; Fungi; Ascomycota; Sordariomycetes; Magnaporthales; Pyriculariaceae. Gene Ontology annotation, cellular component: delta DNA polymerase complex; nucleus.